This is a messenger RNA of Mesitornis unicolor (brown roatelo), 886 nucleotides long. It is a transcript of the gene RRP36, whose product is annotated as ribosomal RNA processing 36 homolog (S. cerevisiae). Gene Ontology annotation, cellular component: nucleolus; 90S preribosome. The annotation marks the transcript as partial. Gene Ontology annotation, biological process: maturation of SSU-rRNA from tricistronic rRNA transcript (SSU-rRNA, 5.8S rRNA, LSU-rRNA). The record is from RefSeq and is a predicted model, not a curated record. The transcript has 6 exons. Lineage: Eukaryota; Metazoa; Chordata; Aves; Mesitornithiformes; Mesitornithidae.
AUCAAUCUCACGUGUCUUUUGAGGAACUACUGCGGGUGCAGAGUGAUACGAGAACAAAAGUGUGCAAGCGGGUCACCAGUGGGAAGAAAACUGCAAAACCUACCAGACCUACCGUGAAGCAGCAACAAGGCAAAAAGGGGCCAAUGGAGAUGUCUUCCAAGAAGCCUGCACCUUUUCUUCGACAAGUCGUCUCUGUUAGAAAGAAGGUCCACAGAGACCCUCGAUUUGAUGACCUGUCUGGAGAGUAUAAGCCUGAAAUAUUUAUGAAGACGUACAGCUUCCUGAACAGCAUCAAGAAGCAGGAGAAGGAGAUGGUUCAGAAGCAACUGAAAAAAUGCCGGAACACAGAGCAGAAGGAGAAACUCCAGCAGCUCCUGAACCGUAUGAUACAGCAAGAACAGGCACAGGAGAAAAAGCAGAAAUUGAGGGAGAGGGAGCUGGCUUUGAAGAGAAAACAGAGGGAGUUGGCCAAGCAGGGAAAGAAACCCUUCUUCCUUAAGAAAUCUGAGAAGCGAAAAUUGGAGCUAGCUGAGAAGUAUGCAGAGCUGAAGAGGAGCGGAAAGCUGGAGAGCUUCUUGAACAAGAAGAGGAAGAGGAAUGCCAUCAAAGACAAGCGCCAUCUGCCCUCACAGAAGAACUUGUGACUGCUGGACAGGCAGGCAGCUGUCUGGCACUGGGACUUGCUCUGCCCUGGCUAGGCCUGGAGGAUGGCCAUCACUCUGCCCAGUAUCUGCCUUUCACUGUACAGUGAUGCUGUUGGACAGCAGAGCAGAGGCUGAACUGAAGGAAACGGUGAUUUUUGUAGCUGAAAUGUCCUCUUUGCUUGUGGUUUACACCAUGCCUGGGUGGUGACAAGUCUGUCAUGCAGAUGCACAUGAUGUUGACA